Messenger RNA from Drosophila arizonae, 474 nucleotides. RefSeq lists its product as uncharacterized. NCBI's taxonomy places the organism in Eukaryota, Metazoa, Arthropoda, Insecta, Diptera, Drosophilidae. The record is from RefSeq and is a predicted model, not a curated record.
CAACAUCGACAACAACUACAGCAACUGAGUUGUUGUGCCUCCCUUUUUGGAGACGACACAAAUCAGAUCAACCGUUGCCUGAACCGUGAUGAACCUGCCGCGCAGCUAGCCAGCUCUGGUCCCGUUGUGUGUGCUCUGCGCGGUCUGAUGUUGCAACAGUGCCACAGUCCACAAGCGGUUGACGACACACGAACCAGCGCGAUUCACAGUUUGCAGCUUCAGCAACGUCAGCAGCGUCAGCUCUCCGUCUGGAGGGGAGAGUCGUGGACAGUCGCGCUCCCUUGUCCAUGUGGGGGGCGUGCAUCCAACACACAUAUAUCCGUGCAACCACAGGCCAUGCACGCCGCCGGCGGCGGUAUCUCCCAGUCAAUCAGUCCCUACUGGAAAUACCUUUACUUGUUACUUAUAUUCAGUCGUCUGACUUCAGUCAUCGGUUGGGGGCACAGUGCCCGACUGCAGCCUAACAGCUAUUAA